Staurois parvus is the source of this 1599-nucleotide messenger RNA. The record is from the annotation of a GenBank genome assembly. Lineage: Eukaryota; Metazoa; Chordata; Amphibia; Anura; Ranidae.
GUCUCCAAAAGAGCCCUUGGUGCAGCUUUUGUUGCAACUAGGAAUAUCCAUGCAUCUGGAUCAUGGCUUCAGAAGACUGGUACUGCCGAAGUAUCCUCCAUCCUUGAAGAACGUAUCCUGGGCGCAGACACCAGCGCUGAACUGGAGGAGACUGGCCGAGUGCUUUCCAUUGGUGAUGGUAUUGCCCGUGUCUAUGGUCUCAGGAACGUCCAGGCUGAAGAGAUGGUGGAAUUCUCUUCAGGGUUGAAGGGUAUGUCCUUGAACUUGGAGCCAGACAAUGUUGGUGUUGUGGUGUUUGGUAACGACAAGCUCAUCAAGGAGGGAGACAUUGUGAAGAGAACUGGAGCCAUUGUGGAUGUACCUGUUGGUGUGGAACUGCUGGGACGUGUUGUAGAUGCCCUUGGUAAUGCCAUCGAUGGCAAGGGCCCACUUGGCUCAAAAAUCCGUAGACGAGUGGGUCUGAAGGCCCCUGGCAUUAUCCCCCGUAUUUCUGUGAGGGAGCCAAUGCAGACUGGUAUCAAGGCUGUGGACAGUUUGGUGCCUAUUGGCCGUGGCCAGCGUGAGCUGAUUAUUGGUGACAGACAGACUGGCAAAACUGCCAUUGCUAUUGAUACAAUCAUCAACCAGAAAAGGUUUAACGAUGGAACUGAUGAGAAGAAGAAACUAUACUGUAUCUACGUGGCUAUUGGUCAGAAGAGAUCCACUGUGGCCCAGCUGGUCAAGAGGUUGACUGAUGCAGAUGCCAUGAAAUACACAAUUGUGGUGUCUGCCACUGCCUCUGACGCUGCUCCCCUGCAGUACCUGGCUCCAUACUCCGGCUGCUCUAUGGGAGAAUACUUCAGAGACAACGGGAAACAUGCUCUGAUCAUCUAUGACGAUUUAUCCAAACAGGCUGUGGCCUACCGUCAAAUGUCUCUGUUGCUGCGUCGUCCUCCUGGCCGUGAGGCUUACCCUGGUGAUGUGUUCUACCUCCAUUCCCGUCUGCUGGAGAGAGCUGCCAAGAUGAACGACCAGUUUGGAGGGGGCUCUUUGACUGCUCUCCCCGUCAUUGAGACACAGGCCGGUGACGUGUCUGCUUACAUCCCAACAAAUGUCAUCUCCAUCACUGAUGGACAGAUCUUCUUGGAGACUGAGCUGUUUUACAAGGGUAUCCGGCCUGCCAUCAACGUCGGUCUAUCGGUGUCCCGUGUAGGUUCUGCUGCCCAGACCAGAGCCAUGAAACAGGUGGCCGGUACCAUGAAGCUAGAGCUGGCUCAGUACCGUGAGGUUGCAGCUUUUGCCCAGUUUGGCUCUGAUUUGGAUGCUGCCACUCAGCAGCUGUUGAACCGUGGUGUGCGUCUGACUGAGCUGCUGAAGCAAGGGCAAUAUGUUCCCAUGGCCAUUGAAGAACAGGUAGCAGUUAUCUAUGCUGGUGUAAGAGGUCAUCUGGACAAGAUGGAGCCAAGCAAGAUCACAAGAUUUGAGCAGUCUUUCCUGGCUCAUGUUAAAAGCCAACACCAAGACUUACUAGCAACCAUUAGGACCGAUGGAAAGAUCUCUGAACAGGCAGAAGCCAAGCUGAAAGAAAUUGUAAUAAAUUUCCUGUCCUCAUUUGAGUAA